This is a messenger RNA of Malaya genurostris, 1542 nucleotides long. RefSeq names its product histone acetyltransferase type B catalytic subunit (gene Hat1). Gene Ontology annotation, molecular function: histone H4 acetyltransferase activity; histone binding. The record is from RefSeq and is a predicted model, not a curated record. Gene Ontology annotation, biological process: subtelomeric heterochromatin formation. NCBI's taxonomy places the organism in Eukaryota, Metazoa, Arthropoda, Insecta, Diptera, Culicidae. Gene Ontology annotation, cellular component: nucleus. Bases 195 to 1424 code for a protein of 409 amino acids. The transcript is spliced from 6 exons.
GAUUUCUGCUGUUUAGUCGGUUUUGUACAUCAAACUUUUGGAAAACUAUCGAAUAAAUAAGUGAUUCCGGCAAUCACAAAUCUUAUCUUACAGUUGUUAGCAACUCAAUUUGUUGAGGUUAUCGCGACAACAAAGAUUUGGCGCAAUUUUGAACCAGAUCCAGCAAGUCUACUGUACUAUUUUCAGCUUCUAAAAUGACUGCAAUCGCUAAACUGCAGAAUUUUGUGUCUGGUGCUCUUGAAAGUACACGGUUUCGAUUGAUUCGAAAUGAAAAAGAUUUCAAUGAUGAAACCAUUUCCUUCCACCCGGAAAUGGCCCAUCAAAUAUUCGGAGAACAGGAGAGCAUCUUCGGUUAUCGGGAUCUGGCUAUCGAUAUAUGCUUUGCCGCAGGUUCAAUGGAUAUCUAUUUCAACAUAAAGUAUUCGCUGAAAGUCGAUGAUGUCGGAUCCGAUGGCGUGAAGGCGGAUGAUGUGGAAAAAGCUCUCGCUGAACUGGUGGAGGAUGGUUGCUAUUACACUAAUUUGGAAGAGUACAAAAAGGUGAUAAACGCCAAGGCAAAGUCUUUCAAGCCGUUCGGGGAGAAAAUUGAUGAGUUUCAAGUUAAUCCUGGUAUUAGUGGUUCUGAAGCUAGAACUUUCCAAGUGUACAUGAGUGACAUCAAUGACAAAAAUUUCCUGAAGUUUCACUCUCGACUAGAGACACUUUCGUUUUGGUUUAUCGAUGCAUUCAGCAGAGUUGAACAUGAUCCCUUGUGGAUGUUUUUCACCGUGUACGAAAAGUAUGAGGAAGAUGGCGAGGUUCGCUAUGCCACUGCCGGAUAUUUUACAGUAUAUCAGUAUUACUCGUAUCCGCAAUACAUCAGGCCUCGGAUUAGUCAGAUCUUAAUUUUACCACCAUUCCAAAAGCUUGGUAUUGCUUCGUGGUUGAUUGAAACUACUGUUCAUAACUAUUUCGUUCCAAAGGAAAAUGUUGCGGAUAUUACUUACGAAGAGCCAACCGAUAUUAUACAACACAUUCGUUCGGUGGCAGAUGCGAAACGUUGUAUGACUUUACCGUCAUUUUCAAAGGAAAAGCUUCUUUCCGGAUUCAGUAAGGAUAUGUUGCGUGAAGCGAAAGAGAAAUUUAAGAUCAAUCCCAAGCAGUGCCGAGUGGUGUACGAAAUCUUACGACUAUCGGUAACAGAUACAAAAAUUGAUACCGAUUAUCGAAAUUAUCGAGUAGAGGUUAAAAAACGACUGAAUUUGAACAACAGCAAACACCAGCGAGAUUUGCUGCGCCUGCAGAAGCGUGGAGUUGAUGUCAGUGCGGCUCUCAGUAUUCUCCCAAGCUUGGAAGAUCGAAUCGAACAGCUAAACGCCGAAUAUAUGCAAGUCGAAAAGGUCUACCAACAAGUUUUAAAGAAACUCAAAUUGACAUCUAUUUAAAGUAAAGAAGAAAAAACUACUCAUUGUUUUUAAAUGUUUUUAUAUUAUUUCACUUGUUCUUAUGUUUUUUUCUUCAAAUGUCAUCUGUUUCUAAGUCACGGUACUACAAUAAGUUGAA